Messenger RNA from Jatropha curcas, 807 nucleotides. RefSeq names its product heme oxygenase 1, chloroplastic. Gene Ontology annotation, biological process: heme oxidation. NCBI's taxonomy places the organism in Eukaryota, Viridiplantae, Streptophyta, Magnoliopsida, Malpighiales, Euphorbiaceae. Gene Ontology annotation, molecular function: heme oxygenase (decyclizing) activity. The record is from RefSeq and is a predicted model, not a curated record.
AUGGCUUCUUUUUCUCUAAUCUGCAUUCCUCUUGCUAAACCUUUAUUCAACAAACGUACCCACUUCAACACAUUAGCACCUGCUUCUCAGUCGAACAUUAACAAUUUCCACUCAAUGCCUUUGCAAUUCAAACCUAUAGCAGUUUCCCAGAGGAAAGUAAAAAUGGAAGUAAUAGCAGGCGAGACACCAAAUAAAAAGGGAGAGAGUAGACCAGGAUUUGUGGAGGAGAUGGAAGCUGCAUCAUUGAAACUGCACACAAGAGAGCACUCUGAGAAAGGACAAAAGGAGAUUAAGCAGCCAGAAGAUAGAGCCUUGUCCGAAUGGGGCCUUUCCAUUCAAGGGAUUAUAAGCUUUUUAGUUGACAGCAAGUCUGUGUACAAUGAACUUGAAGAUAUCCUGAAAAACCCUGAUUUUCCUUUUAAUGCGGAGUUGGAAAACACAGGAUUUGAGAGGUCUGCGAAUUUAGAGAAAGACUUGGAGUGGUUUAAAGAACAAGGGUAUGCAAUUCCUGAACCUUCUAGUGCAGGUGCUGACUAUGCAAAAUACCCCAAGGAAUUGUCAGAAAAUGAUCCUCAAGCAUUUAUUUGCCACUUUUACAAUAUUUACUUUGUCCACACUGCUGGUGGUCAAAUGAUUGGGAAGAAGGUACUUAUUAUUAUGCUAUAUACAUGUUUAAUAAUAUAUAUUAUAAUAAUAGUUCUUUGUAAAUUGUAAAUUAACUGGACCAAAUAAGAGAAAGAUCAUUGCUUAAAGGAAACUGAAAAGGCAUUUGAAUAUUUGAGAAGGAUCCUUCGUCUUAUGGCCUAA